Plasmodium knowlesi strain H is the source of this 2565-nucleotide messenger RNA. RefSeq names its product conserved Plasmodium protein, unknown function. Lineage: Eukaryota; Apicomplexa; Aconoidasida; Haemosporida; Plasmodiidae. The transcript has 8 exons. The record is from RefSeq and is a predicted model, not a curated record. The coding region runs from base 1 to 2565 and encodes 854 amino acids.
AUGGGCCAUAAAAUAGACAUUUUUUUAUACAUUUGCAAAAGAGAAAAGGAAGCAAAGGUUAAGAAAGAUGUCGUAAAGAGACUCAUCCCGACGAAAAGGAAGUUCACAAGGGGGGUAGUAAUCAAAUACGUUUUGCACAACUGUAAAACGAAAAAUAAUUUAAUAAAAAAAAAAUGGAACAUAAGUUACAUACUAAAUAAGACCAAAGAUAAUCGUAAAGGAGUGAACAAAAGGGAGAAACCCGAAAGAAGACAAUUCGAUGAAGCUACUAUUCAACAUGGCGAAGUUACAGACGAACAUAACACUGAAAAUUCACCUCAAAAUGGUUCGCAAGAAUAUGUGCGUCGAAAAAGUUCUUCUUCUAAAAGUUCAGUUACAUACAAAAAACUUCUCAACAGAAUACUCCGCAAUGUGAAAAAUGGCCAGAGCACGACGAUCAUAAAUUCAGGCGUGGACACGAAGAAGAGGGAGAAAAAUGUUUUUUUCUAUGGACACCUGUAUAGGAGAUAUUUAAGGGACAGUGGAAAUGUUCUGGAAAAGGAGGAAACACCUAGUGGUGUUACUAGUGAAAAAGGGGUAGAAACAUCAUCGGAGAGAGAAAUAAAGAAGAAGGAAUCGUACAAAGGUUGGCGUGAUCCAUGUUGUCGCGCGAAGAAAAAACGGAAGAACUACAUUCAAAGCGCCAAUUCCGAGGAAUGCUUAAAAAAAAAAAAAGGACUCAUUUUGGAUAUAUACGAUUGGAUUGUUAGCAAAAAUAGUGAAGAAGAUAUGAAAAUAUCAAUUUCUUCAUGGACUUACAAAAAUUGUAAAAUAAUCGAUAUGCUAAAAAAAAAAUUUAGUGAAGAUAAAAAUAGGACAAGUGGAAGAAAAAUAUGUAGGAAGACGCCCCCCUUUUGCCACAGGUGCUUUAUAAAAAAAUCUUUUGACAACCCAAAUUUUGGGAAUCCGGAAUGUUGCAAAGAAUUGCCUAUAAAGAAGCCAAUACAAAAUGGCGAUCAUUUAACCAUAUGCCUUAAACGUAUAAUAAAAAAGUGCAGAAAAGUUUUUGGUCGGUCAAAGAAGGGAAUCGCAAAUAUUUGCUUUGUUUUUAAAUACAAAAUUGGAAUAGACGGGAGGGAUACUUGUGUGUACUUAGUUAAUUUUCCACUUUGCAACAUUCAGAAGGGUAAAAUUUUCCACAACAUUAAUAAUGAAAAAUCUCUUCUAUUUUUGUUUAAUAAAAAGAUUUUAAAAUCGGUGAGAGGUAUUAAUGAUUACUCUAGUUUUGUGUUUCCUUUUAAUUAUGCGAAGGGGUGUCAGAGGGCCCUCAAAUUGAAGAAGAAAAUGCUUCAUUUUGUGAGUCAGGGAGAAGGGGUGCGGCAGGUUAAGAGAGCCGAUAUUACGGAGGAGAAUAUACAUGGUGAAAGCCCAUCGGAAGAUAAGCAAAGAAGUUUAAUUGAUGCAAGUCCAACCGAAGUGUGCCACCAACGUGGGCGUACUAGUAGUAGUGCCACCCCAGUUAAUGGAGCAAAUAAAGAGGUCGAUCUCUCUGAGAAAACUGGCAUGAAGGAAGAAACAAAAGGCACAGGGGUAAUAACUCCAUUUAAGAAGCAUAGAAAAAAGAACAUGAUUUUCCACAUGCAUCUUUUCGAAUUGCUCAUUAGACUUAUAUUCGAGAACACGAAAACUUAUUUUACCUUUUUCAUCACGGAGUUGACGCACAAUGGAGAAUUCUACAAAAAUGUGUACUACUUGAAUUUUAGUAAAAUGGUUAACGUGAGAAUAAAACGGAAAGGAAAUAAAAAUACAACACAAGGGAGAAUCAUCCGUAGUGAGAUAUACAAUCUGAUGAAACAGAACGACGAAUGCAAACAUAUGAUAAGGGAAAGAGACAAUACUAUACAGAUAUUACAAAAUGAAGUAAGAGAAAAGGAAAAGGCAAUGUUAGAGCUAGAGGAUAAAUUUUCAAAGUACAAAAAGGAUAAUUUAGAUAAAGUAAAAGUUAUAGAAAAUCUGAAGAGCAAAAUAUCAAAAAGGGAAAAUACUAAUCAGAAGGAAAAUAAUGCAAAUGAGCAGAUGGUAAAAAAUGCUAAUUAUAUAAAAAAACUGUAUAAUGAAAAUAAUUUAUUAAAAGAAAAAAUUAAAAAAUUAAAUGAGUCUAUUAGGAAAGACGAAGUUUCUUCUUCACAUUCGACUGGAAAAUUUGUUGACUCCAAGGAGAAUGGCACGACCAACCUGCUAGCAAAUAACCAGGGCACGAAGGAUAUGGAGGAGAAAAAUGAAAAGUUAAAUUUUUUUCUCAAGGCCUUUUUAGACACUGAGCAGAAAUUAUAUACAGCCGACGUGCUCAUAAACACCCAGAAGGAGAUUAUUGCAAAAAUUAAGAAUGAGAAAGAGAGUUAUUUUGAGGAAGUUAAACGGAAAAAAGUUCUUUUUAAACAGGAAGUGGAAAAAUCUCUGGAUUUUAUACACUCCAUUUGUGAAGACAUAAAAACAAACAAGGAGAAAAUUUGUCUGGCGAACAGGAUUAACAAGCUUCACGAUUGCAUAAAUAGCUUUUUGAGUACAUUUGAAAAGGGCCCCUAA